This is a messenger RNA of Pseudogymnoascus destructans, 1377 nucleotides long. RefSeq lists its product as uncharacterized. NCBI's taxonomy places the organism in Eukaryota, Fungi, Ascomycota, Leotiomycetes, Thelebolales, Thelebolaceae. The record is from RefSeq and is a predicted model, not a curated record. The coding region runs from base 1 to 1377 and encodes 458 amino acids. The transcript has a single exon.
AUGCGUUACGCAACCAAUCUUUCCAAAGAUACUGCUGCUAGCAACACCAUCAAACAAACUAACCCAUGCUCCAUAGAUUCAAAAGGCCAACUGAGUUUAUUUGAAGACCUGCCUGCCUCUUUCGACCCCUCGACAGAGUGGUUAGACGGUCACUAUCCCGAACAUCCUCACUUUGACAAUGCCGAGAAGAUCCAGUUCUGGGCCAGGGCGUUCAAGAACCACUUGCUCCGAUAUGUUCUGGAAGGGUGUCAAUUACUGUACGAGCGCACGGGAUCUCAGGCACUCCUUCCAUCUCUGGCCAAACACCAGACUCUUUGGAGGGCUGGUGUAUCCAUACACAAGUACGGCGUCGUUUACCUUGCUAGUCGCUGCGAAUGCCGAGAUGAGUUCCUGCCUGGAAUAGAAAACAAGGGGGAUGACUUUAAUGCCAUCGCUACGUUUCUCUCGUCGAAUUCAAACGUCAUCCGUGCCGUCAACUAUGGUGUCCACCGUUUUAUCAACAGUCUCAGUAUCACCGUCGAACAACACGGCAGACUCAUUCCUCCAAAAGCUAUAUCAGCCCUCGGUCCCUAUCAUGUUGCUGUUCGUCCGCAAGAUUUUGCCGCUGAUAGCAAAAGUUUGUUGGAUGCUGUGUCUCUGUUGUGGGACCUGCAUGAUUUCGCUCACCUUACCGCUGCGUCUCUGGCACCAGAGCUAUACGGCAACAAGUACUUCUCGCAUCUGGUCCAUCUACCACCCCAGCUCACAGCACUUAUCCGUAGCCCGAGAAUGAGACCGGCCGAGCCUGAGCUGCGGUGCUCAGAUGGAGUGGUCUUCAGCGAGUUUAUGACCAUUCUAUACACAGAAGAAGUGGAUGCCGUGCAACGUGGCGACAAGACACAUACAUAUGCAUCCAUAACCGAUACGAUGGCGGAGUCAGUUGCAAGAUACCUGCGAGGAGAAAUAGAACUGCGACAUGAAACGACCGGUCAGAUGAUUGCCAUGAAGGAGCCCAUUACGGACAUGCAGUUGGCGGUCCUCGUGCAAAAUAAAGCAUACGAGUUGACAACGAGCGAGAUCGAACAACGAGUAAUGACAAGAGGAGGCCUUGCAGGGGAUCUUCGGGACGAGAUAGAUUGUUUACCUCUAGGUGAGAGGAUAAGAUUCCUGGCCCAGUGUCGGAAGUGGCUGUAUUUUGAAGUGAGAAACACUAUUAAGCAUCGUGCCCAGAAGAUGGCCUACAGAAAGGUGGCCGAGGAUAUGCUCGCAGAGAGUGUAAGGGACCCCGCUGCUAGAUAUAAUACCAGAUUACUUAGAGAGGUCCUAGAUAGUCUUAACUAUAAAGGCUGGAAAACGAAUGAGACGUGCAACCUGUGGCAGGCGGUUGUCAACCACUAA